AUGACCGACGUCUGAAUGAUUAACGAAGUUCUACGUAAACACUUUCAAUUUAACACUUUUAAAAUGUUGGACAGAAUCAUUUCUACCCUUUUAUCCUUGUUUUCCGCGUUGGUUAUGGGCACUCCACGAAUUUCUCGCGAAGUGAACGACAGUAGAAGUGCCUUGGAGCAGGAUGGCCAGCUUAAUGAUACGAUUUACAGCGAAUAUGCCUUGUUUGGGGAAGAGAACGUUCCUUCGAGCAGGGAUUAUAUUGAAUUGGGUUAUGAAAUCGAAAGCAGGCGAAGCUACAGGCAGUCGUUCCUCAGAAGUCUCAAGGCAACCCUAACUAUCAUCUCGGCUGUAGUCCCUUUGGUUAUUUUUGGAGUGAUUCUCAUUUAUUUUGAUCUAAGAACAAUCGAUUUGUGUUUUCAAUGGAUGAUAAAAUCAAACAAUACCCUCUCCUUCGAUGUGCAGAGAAUUCGCUUACUGGGCAAUGGAAUUGACGCUGUUGUCGUUAACGUUUUGUUUCCAAUGUUUCUGGCGCUUCUGUUUGGUUGGAAGAAGUUUAAAAGUCAAUAUUCCUUAACCGUAUUGGUUGGGCUGUUAACCGCUCUACUUUAUACAUUGUAUUUGAGCUUUUUACUUCUGUAUCGUGUUUACGACACAAGCCUAUGGUAUCGUGUCCCGGGAAACGUACUGUUUGCAAUCGCUGUUAUAAUGGAAAGCGCUAUUGUGGUUAGCAAGAUCAGACAAUGUGACCCGGGCAUAUCCUACCCAAAUCUACAAAUCUUCAUUAUUGUUGCUUUUCCGUUUUUCCUGGCCUUUGCGGUUGCUAUGUUUUACAGAUAUGCUCUUGUCUACUGGUUUAUUUCGCUUGAAAAUGUCUUAUUCAGAUUCAUUGUGGCCAUUACAGCUCCGACCUUGACGCUCGUGCUCGCAGUUAUUUGCAGGCGCAUGGCGUUACGAUGUAGCUCGCAAGUCGUCAGACCUGAACGAAGCUUUGCCCUUGUUUAUUUCAUACCCGCUACCGGAAUAGUUGUGUAUCGGAUAAUGCAGGCGAAUUUUAAGAAUAUUUGGCUGUUUGUAGGAUUGUGUAUUGUCUCGGGUGUUUCCAGAGUCCUUAAAGUGGCGACUGUAAAUAUCAGGGGGAAGGUCUGGGCGAGAAUCAUCGAGAUUUCGAACAAAAUAUGCUGUUUCACACUGCAUCGUUCGCACGAAGAUACGCCGCAUCAUAGACGACUGAAAGCUGACAUGAAUAUUCAAAAUAUACUGUUUGAUAGCAACUCGUUAAUUCUCAGCCAAGCCUAUAUCGUGCUCUACCACAUCACAAGUUUUGAAAUGUCUGCCUGGACUGUUCUUAAAUCGUUUUUUAUCCUGACUGCGAUCGGACUGGGCAUAGAAAUUGUCUUCAUUUUCUUAGCCACUUUUAUUCAAAUCCACUGGCAUAAUAUACCCAUUGCGCGCGUGUGGUCGAAGAACUGGAGACGACAUGUAUUCGGUAACGGUGUUGUUGUGAUCGGCGUUGUGACGUACUUCACUAAACCGUUAAUCACGGUGUUUCAAAAUCGCUUCCAGAACAACCCAGUCUUCGGUGCGAAGAAUUACACCAUAAGAAACUGUACUCCCUCCUAUAAGAACUGGUAUUGAUAAACAAGCUAUCGGCUUAGACCAUCUCGCCCAUGUUUCUAACAAUACUUCAUCAUGAGGAUUUUGCAUAGAUUAUAGUUUGUUAUUGAUAAAGCAGUAAUGCGUUGCAGUGAGUCGAUUUGCUGCCCAUAUACUUUGCAAGUCAACAGACUAGGUAUAAAGCAUCCACCAGAAGUUAAUUUGCCGUGAACCUAUAGUUAUAUAAAGAGUCUUUAUGUAAUCAUUGUUUUCUAACUGGCUAUAGUCAUUAGUUACUGACACGGUUCAAUGUGUUUGUUAAUUGGCAGUGAGUGGCCUAUUCUAAACUUGAGUGUUUCCUCAAUAGCGUCUUCCUGUAUUCUCAAACUAUUAAAUUUUGAAGUGCUAAU
Molecule: messenger RNA, 1994 nt
Organism: Dendronephthya gigantea
Lineage: Eukaryota; Metazoa; Cnidaria; Anthozoa; Malacalcyonacea; Nephtheidae
Exons: 1
Coding region: 16-1626 (536 amino acids)
Source: RefSeq, a predicted model, not a curated record